AUGUCCCUUAUUUCACAAAUCCCGGUUUUGAUUGUGGUGAAAACUCUAAAAAAUUCAUUUUUUAACUUGGGAGAUAAUAGGGAGAAAAUAUUUAUUACGUCUAAAAGCUUAGCCUUCCAUCCAAGAAGUCUUGAAGGCUGGUGUUCUCUUAAUCCACGUGUAACAUUCCCUACUCCGAUGUGCACCCCAUACGAAAUGUUUGCUUGUUUCCCAAUAUACACACCAAUCUCUACCGGACCAACCAGAUCUUUUUUUUCAGUUCCUGAAGAUGUGACUGUGUACAUUGGCAAGCAAUUAAACGUUUCAUUUCAGCUUCCUAUCAAAAUUAACGAAUUUAGUAUAUUUGAUUUUCUCAUUUCUGAGUGCAAAACUCUACAGACAAAUCCUUUCCAGAUGUUUAUUGAUCAAACCAUUCGCAACUUCUUUAAGUUUCAAGUUAAAAUCUCGAGAGAAAAUACCAGACUGCUGUAUAAACCUCUACUAGACAUAGAAAACAGUGCUAUAUUCUAUGUCUAG
Phycomyces blakesleeanus NRRL 1555(-) is the source of this 516-nucleotide messenger RNA. RefSeq lists its product as hypothetical. Lineage: Eukaryota; Fungi; Mucoromycota; Mucoromycetes; Mucorales; Phycomycetaceae. The record is from RefSeq and is a predicted model, not a curated record. The transcript has 5 exons. The coding region runs from base 1 to 516 and encodes 171 amino acids.